AUGCUCUGGCAUCAGUGUUCGUUGUGGGCUUCUCAUGCCCUCCUCCUCCUGAGCUUCGUUCUUUCCGUGUUGCCAGUUUCGCUCUCUAUAGGGGCUGCAACCUUGGCCUCGCUAGCCGAUCCGCCUCGCAAAUCGAACGGGCUGUCCGACGUCGUACAAUGGGAUAACUAUUCUCUCUUCGUGCAUGACCAGCGCAUAUUCCUCCAUUCGGGAGAAUUCCAUACCUUCCGCCUCCCGGUACCUGACCUCUGGCUCGAUAUCUUCCAGAAAAUGGUCGCUGCGGGGCUCAAUGGUGUCAGUAUCUACAUCCAUAUGGGCGCGACUAACCCUUCACGUGGUGUACUUGACUUCAACGACUGGCGUGCACUCCAGCCCAUCUUUGAUGCUGCGAAGCUGGCUGGUAUCUUUGUUACGCUUCGCCCUGGACCCUACAUCAACGCUGAGACGACCGCGGGUGGCAUUGCCCACUGGAUCACCAGCGAAGUCGCUGGGGCGCUAAGGUCGAAUGCAUCCGACUGGACCGCUGCCUACCAACCCUAUAUCUCAGGUAUCAUUGACGCCGUUGUACCCAACCAAGUGACGGAAGGCGGGCCAGUACUUUUCGUUCAAGUCGACAACGAAUUCAGUCAGUUUGAUACAUCUGAAGCAUAUUUCGCGGACCUCGAGGCGCAAUACCGUAACGGGAGUGUGGUAAUCCCUCUCACAUACAAUGAUCCAGGAGAGGGCAACAACUUCAUCAAUGGCACGGGCGCCGUUGAUAUCUAUGGACUCGAUGCCUAUCCGCAAGGUUUUGACUGCUCGAACCCUACUCGCUGGUCAGGCGUCACCACAAACUAUCAUUCCUACCAUGAGUCCGCCGACCCAGCCGAGCCCUGGUACAUGCCUGAAUUCCAAGGAGGCGCAUUUGAUCCUUGGGCCGGACCUGGUUAUGAUGCAUGCGAGGUGCUCACUGGCGCCGACUUCGAAGACGUCUUCUAUAAGCAGAACUGGGCUGCGAACGUGAAACUGAUCUCAUACUACAUGCUAUACGGAGGGACGAGCUGGGGGGGUUUCCCUUUCCCUGGGGUCUACACCAGUUACGACUACGGCUCAUCCAUCCGCGAGACACGCGCUCUCAGCGCUAAGUUCGACGAGCUCAAGCGCCAAGGACUGUUCCUCCGCUCUUCGCCCGAGUUCCGCAAGACCGAUUGGAUCGGAGAUACAAGCACGGGUAUCCCUGAAGUGACAUUGAACGGCAGCGCUGCUUUUGUUACUCUGUUGAAGAACCCGGACACCAGCACUCAGUUCUUCAUCACGCGUCAAGCCGAUUCGACCUCUACGGCCAACAUAUCCUUCACCCUCACUGCCCCGUCCUCCCAAGGCACGCUCACCCUUCCACCGACAACAGGUAGCAUUGCGCUCAAUGGACGGCAGAGCAAGCUCAUUAUCACCGACUACUCCUUCGGCGCGAGAGGUUCCGUGCUCUAUACCACCGCCUCGAUCUUCUUCGCUGGUACAAUCGGCCAGCGUGAUGUGCUCUUCCUCUUCGGUGAUGCGAACCAAUCUCACGAAUUUGCGCUCACCUUGGCGGGUUCUGGCACGCGCUCGACUUCCACACGUUUGGAGUUCUCCGAUUCGACCGUCGGGAAAGGGAUCACGAACGUCGCAGUGCAGCCCGGUUCUAACGAAUUGCUCACUAUCUGGGACUCCCCUUCUCAGCUCAUCCUUUUCGCUGAUCCUGUCACUGCCGCUACCUUCUGGGCGCCAGCAGUCAAGUCUCAGACCCGGAACACCGUCCCCGGCUUCGAGUCGUUCUGGCAGUUCGGCACGAACACGACCGUCCUCGUUGGGGGCCCCAACCUUGUCCGAAAUGCGACUAUAUCAGGUAACACCCUCGCACUCCGUGGCGAUUUGAAUGCUUCUGUUCCCCUCACUGUCGUCGCGCCGUCCGCGGUCAAGCGAGUGACUUGGAACGGUGCACCAGUCAGCGUGCAGAGCUCAGGAGCACUCCUCACUGGUCGCUUGACCCAAAACGCGAACGUACGCAGAGUGACUGUACCGAAGCUGACGGGGUGGAAGUUCAACGAUAGUCUUCCGGAGAUCCAACCUGGGUUCGACGACUCGGCCUGGACUGUCGCUAACAAGACGACAACGAAUAUCAAUCUGCAGCCUCUGUUUGGUGACGGCAGAGUGUUAUAUGGGUGCGACUAUCAGUUUUGCGAGGGUCAUGUCUUGUUCCGCGGCCACUUCAACGCCACUGGUUCCGAGACAGGAGCGAACCUGACUAUCUAUGGGGGUUCAGGCUUCGCCGCCUCCGUCUUCAUUAAUGAUCAAUUUAUCAGCACUGCCUUCAACGGUGGUGAUCACGUUAACGCUCUCUUCCCCUUCCCCGAUGGAUCGAUCAUCCCAGGACAAGAUAAUGUUGUGACUGUCGUCCAGGAUAACAUGGGCAACGACGAAGAUUCGGGUGAGAAGUCCCCCCGAGGCAUCGCAGGGUUCUCAUUGAACGGUGGCACGUUCGACACCUGGAAGGUGCAAGGCAAGGUUGGCGGCUACACCAACUUCCCGGACAAGGUUCGUGGUGUGAUGAAUGAAGGCGGACUGUUCGGCGAGCGCGAAGGAUGGCAUCUUCCUGGCUUCGACACUAGCAGCUGGACCGCGCGCGAUAUAUCCGAGGGUCUCCCUAGUGGUGGCGCAGGUGUUGGGUUCUUCGUGACCACCUUCGACUUGGCGUUCCCGAAGGACACCGAUGCAUUCGUCAGCUUCCAGUUCGAGACCACGAAUACGCAGCAGUACAGAGCCCUCCUGUUCGUGAAUGGAUGGAAAUACGGCAAGCGCGUGGCGAACCGGGGUCCACAGACAAAGUUCCCUGUACACCCUGGCAUCCUAGACUUCAACGGCAAAAAUACUGUGGCGGUUGCCCUUUGGGCGCUGAACAGCACUGCUGUAUCUCCGAGCCUGGAGCUUGUCGUUGACGAUGUCUUGGACGGAGGUGUAGGCACCGUCGCGACGAACAACCCCGUUUGGGAGCCAAGGUCGUGAAAGAUCCUCUCACAGCACACUCUGUGAUCUCGUAUGCAAUAUCACAUAGCGAAUGAAGUACUUUUUGUCUGUAGCCUCCGAUGUAACACCCCG
Messenger RNA from Dichomitus squalens LYAD-421 SS1, 3114 nucleotides. RefSeq lists its product as uncharacterized. Gene Ontology annotation, cellular component: vacuole. The record is from RefSeq and is a predicted model, not a curated record. Gene Ontology annotation, molecular function: beta-galactosidase activity. Gene Ontology annotation, biological process: carbohydrate metabolic process. The coding region runs from base 1 to 3021 and encodes 1006 amino acids. NCBI's taxonomy places the organism in Eukaryota, Fungi, Basidiomycota, Agaricomycetes, Polyporales, Polyporaceae. The transcript has 20 exons.